Molecule: messenger RNA, 2005 nt
Organism: Daktulosphaira vitifoliae (grape phylloxera)
Lineage: Eukaryota; Metazoa; Arthropoda; Insecta; Hemiptera; Phylloxeridae
Exons: 2
Coding region: 717-1481 (254 amino acids)
Source: RefSeq, a predicted model, not a curated record
AGUAAAGAAAAUACUUUCAAGUUUAAAACACACUAUUUUCUUAACUAUUUAAUGUAUUAAUACGAUUUGCUUUGAUUGCUAAGUGCAAUUUUUUAUCUCUAGCAAACAAAAGUCAUAAAGUUAUUUUCUACAUCGUCAUUGAAAACACUUGACUUUCUUCGUCUGUAUUUAUUAACUAGAUCCACUGUACUAUUGAGGAAAAAAAAUAUGAAUAAUAAAAUAAAAACACUAGUAUCAAUCCAAAUGUGACUUAGCAUGUUCGGACCAGAGUAUUUUGGCUUGUAAUUAUCGUGAAAAUCGUACGGGUGAAAACUGCUGGUCAACAGCUAUACAAUUACUGUCUCGCCGUCAUCUGUGCAAGACGGUGUGAACUACUUAAGCAAAUGACCAUUUAACAUGUAUAAUUUUUGCAUCGAAUUUUUUGUACUAGCAUUUGUUCUAAUUUUUUUCUGCUUAAGCCUAUUUUUUGCUAUAGAUUCAUACAGUUCAUUGUGAAAUUCGUUCUAGCAAUGUUACCCAGCCUAUCUAUAGGCUGCCCCUCUAAAGAAAAGUGUUCGUAAAAUAACGAAUUUUCCGGCCUCUUCACAGAUUUCCAUUACUUCCUAUCGGUGUUUUAGUAACCGCACCUGUAUCAUUCUUUUUCAAAUGUACAUCACGCGAUCACCCACUGCAGUCUGCGUUUCUUACAUUGGCUCCGUCAGGACAUUCAAGUGACCAUGCUUUACCCGAAGCCUUUGGCUACCGUUGUUCUGAGUAUUUUUAUUUUAACAAUUAAUUCAAUCGAUACGGUAAAUAUGACUAUAGAAACAUCCGAUGAAAAUGAUUGCGUGGUUGACCUUGCCGUAAUAUGUUUGGACGAUAAAUUAAUAACAUACGUAGAUUGGCUGGAAAAGAGGGAUAAACUUAAUGUGAUCGGUAAUUUAGUGACUAUAGUCAAAAAAACAAACAAUAUUGAAGACCGUAACAAGAUACCAAAUCAGCAUAAAGUGAGUAAUGCUUUAGGACCAGCCAUCGAUGAGUACUUUGACACGCAUACACUAAGAAUAUCCUUACCCUGGAUAUUGGAUGAUGAUAUCGAUCUCGAAUUAGAUCAGCAAGGUCGCGGAAAAAAAAGUAAACUUAAACACAUGAAGAAAAUGAUGUCAAUGCUUGGAGUGGUAAUGUGUGCUAAAGUGUCAAUGUUGGGACCCCUUGCGGUGUUCAUGAUAGGUGCCAAAGCUUUGAAGGCACUUAUCCUGUCCGUGAUGGCCCUAACGAUAUCAAAAAUAAUCUUACUUAAGAAACUCAAGAGUGGUGGUCACAGUGGAAGCACUCAAGUCGAAUGGGUAUCCGAGAAAGAUGAUCAAAAUGCACAUCUUUUGGCCUAUGCUAAUCAAGCAAAAAUAUCUGUAGUAACUUCGCAGCCAGCCAUAGCAUCUGUUUACCAACACCAAGUACAACCAUUGUACCCUUCGCGUGAAAUUCAACCAGGAUACCAUUAAAAUUUCUCUCUUUUAUGAAUUUAUUAUUUGCUACAUUUUGUAUUUACAAAAUUUACAAGUUUUAUAUUCUAUUUUAUUUUUAUUUUUGGAGAAAUCGCCGUAUAAACCAUUUUAAGAAAUAGCAAUAACAUGACACCUUCUCAAGUGAAAUAUUUCGAAGAAAAAAUAGUUCCCCGUUUGGAUAUCCGGGUGGGUAAUACUGGAAAAGAAAAAUGUGUUAAAAAUAACGACAAACCAAUCAUCUCAGGAUUAAUACAAAAUAAAAAAAAGUUAUAUUUCAUCAGUGACCAGUAAAAAAUAUUACAUUUCAUUGAAAUACAAUAAUAUUGAACAAACAUAAUAACUGUUCAAUUUUUACUUAAAACUAUUUAAUAUUGGUGACAACUAUUAACAUAUUAUUAAUUCCAACAAAAAAUUCUGUUCUUAUUUUAUUAUACAUUUGCUAUAAAUAUUCCUAGAAAAAUCAUUUGUAGUUUUAACAAUUAUUUAUUUAUUAUUUUAUUUAUUUUUGUUAAUAAAGUUGA